AUGGCUGAAGGCAGAGCACUUCUCAAGAAGGAUGACACUUCCCAGAUAGUGAAUGAAGACAAUAAGGCAAGAGUGAGAGCACAAAUUGGUUCAAGGCCUCCAAAGUGUGAAGGAAUGUGCAGCUCAUGUGGCCCUUGCGAGGCAAUUCAAGUUCCUAACAAUUUUCAAGCCAAACCAGGUAAGAGGAACUCUUCUACAGUUGUAUCCACCAUUGCUUAUGCCAGAGGAAACGAGUACUCGAGCAACUACAAACCCAUGAGCUGGAAAUGCAAAUGUGGCACCAUCAUCUUCAACCCCUGA
Fragaria vesca subsp. vesca is the source of this 300-nucleotide messenger RNA. RefSeq names its product EPIDERMAL PATTERNING FACTOR-like protein 2-like. The record is from RefSeq and is a predicted model, not a curated record. Lineage: Eukaryota; Viridiplantae; Streptophyta; Magnoliopsida; Rosales; Rosaceae. Bases 1 to 300 code for a protein of 99 amino acids. Gene Ontology annotation, biological process: guard cell differentiation; stomatal complex development. The transcript is spliced from 2 exons.